Mastomys coucha (southern multimammate mouse) is the source of this 3645-nucleotide messenger RNA. It is a transcript of the gene Jkamp, whose product is annotated as JNK1/MAPK8 associated membrane protein. The transcript has 7 exons. Gene Ontology annotation, cellular component: membrane. NCBI's taxonomy places the organism in Eukaryota, Metazoa, Chordata, Mammalia, Rodentia, Muridae. Gene Ontology annotation, molecular function: ubiquitin protein ligase binding. Bases 352 to 1287 code for a protein of 311 amino acids. Gene Ontology annotation, biological process: response to unfolded protein. The record is from RefSeq and is a predicted model, not a curated record.
ACCAGUUCAAGUUGGGCCCGGACGAGACCUGAGUCUGAACCCGGAAAAGGUGGAGCCUCUGAGCUCAAACCCGGAAGCGAGUGAGAGGCUUCCAAGCCUAGAUUAGGAAACUUAGGUUUCUGGGACUCCUAGGCCUGGAGGUCCGCCGCGUGCACCGCCCCCUACAUACAUCCCUAGUGGGGGAAGCGGUGUUGGGGCGGGACUCGGAGCCUAAUGUAGCAGGGGCGGGGUUCCAGCGCGCUUGCCAGGCCAGCGGGAGGCGGAGCGGCUGGGAGCGCCGGGGCCCGGAUGUUCGGGUGCUGCGUUCGGACCCGCUGAUCCCCGGCUCCUCUGGGGAACCUAGUGGGGCCAAUGGCUGUCGAUAUUCAACCAGCAUGCCUUGGACUCUACUGUGGGAAGACCCUAUUAUUUAAAAAUGGCUCAAGUGAAAUCUAUGGAGAAUGUGGGGUAUGCCCAAGAGGACAGAGGACAAAUGCACAGAAAUACUGUCAGCCUUGCACAGAGUCCCCAGAACUUUAUGACUGGCUUUAUCUUGGAUUUAUGGCGAUGCUUCCUCUUGUUUUGCAUUGGUUCUUCAUUGAAUGGUACUCCGGGAAAAAGAGCUCCAGUGCUCUUUUCCAGCACAUCACCGCGCUGUUUGAAUGCACUAUGGCAGCUAUCAUCACCUUACUUGUUAGCGAUCCUGUGGGCGUCCUUUACAUCCGUUCAUGCCGCGUACUGAUGCUGUCUGAUUGGUAUACGAUGCUUUACAACCCAAGUCCAGAUUACGUUACCACGGUGCACUGCACUCACGAAGCAGUCUACCCACUGUACACCAUUGUGUUUGUUUAUUACGCAUUCUGCUUGGUGUUGAUGAUGCUUCUGCGGCCUCUCCUGGUAAAGAAGAUCGCGUGUGGACUUGGGAAGUCUGACCGGUUCAAAAGUAUUUAUGCUGCUCUUUACUUCUUCCCCAUUCUGACUGUGCUGCAGGCGGUCGGCGGGGGCCUCCUGUAUUACGCCUUCCCGUACAUUGUAUUAGUGUUAUCUCUGGUUACCCUGGCCGUGUACAUGUCUGCUUCUGAAAUAGAGAACUGCUAUGAUCUCCUGGUCAGGAAGAAAAGACUCAUUGUUCUCUUCAGCCACUGGCUACUGCAUGCCUAUGGACUAGUCUCCAUCUCCAGAGUGGACAGGCUGGAGCACGACCUACCACUUUUGGCUUUGGUACCCACACCAGCUCUGUUUUACUUGUUCACUGCAAAAUUUACUGAACCAUCUCGGAUACUCUCAGAAGGGGCCAAUGGACACUGAAUAUAAAAUGCCAAAAAAAAAAAAAAAAAAAAAAUCCCAAAAGUAUUCUCAAUUUAAAAGAGGAAAGAAGAGUUUAAAAUGUAUUAAUAGCAUUCUUUCAACACGGGAAGAAGAUUGUCCAGAUAUUAUAAUGCUUGUGUUUUAUCUUUUGAUUUAUCGGACCUUGUGGUUAUACUUGGAAAUUCCCUGGCCUCACAUUACUGCGUUAUACAUACCUUAACUAUCACACUGGAAGCCCCAACAGGCAGUUGUAAUUGCUUCUGGAGCACGGCCAUGUUUCUGUACACCUGUGCUAAUGGUGUCUCCCUGCUUUUUGUGAAAAACAAGUCUAUUCUGAACCCCUUUUCCGUGGCAUCAUUAUGCCUUUUGUUGUCUGCACAUUUGGCUUUUUACCUAUAAGGAAUUACAAAGGCAAACGUGCUUGUGGAGUGUGACCAGAAACCAGAAACAGAGAUGUCUUUGUCAAUGGCUAUUUAUUUUCACCAAUACAGUGUUUAGUAAUAUUACAAAAAUAAAAGCAUAAUUUAUAUAACAAACUUUCUGUUUAGAGACAGUUUGGUUGAAGACAUGUUCAAAUUAUUGUUCCUAUAAAGAAGAAAACAAUAGAGAGUUUAACUGUAAAAUAACUCAAUGUCCUGGUAAUUAAUUCUCUUUUACUACAGUGAUUAUGGAAGUAAUUAGAAAUGUUAAGUAUUAAGGCCCAUAUUUCUUUUGUCUACUGAAUAAAUAUGCUUACUCCCAUUCUCUUCUCUCAUAUUCCAUUUCUUAAAACAAGAUAUAUAGGUCACAUUGUAUUGGUCCUGAGACUUUUUUUUCAGUCAUAACAUUUCUGAGUCGGGAUCUUAAAACUGGAAGUCUCUGAGAUAGAAUGAAAUAGAGAUAUAUAGAAGAUCCCUGUGGCUGGUUUUGGAUGGGUAAGCCGCCAUGUUCAUACUCUGAAGGCUUUGUAAGACUCAUGUUAUGGCCUUGGAAACAAACAAACAAACAAACAAACACCCUUAGCCUAAAAAUCUGGCCAUGUGUAUCCAUUUGUGAUUUGAAAGGUUAGUCCUAGCAUCUGCUCAUGGAAACUCUGAAGACUUUUAUUGGUACCACAAAACACAAACUUAAGAGCACUUACAUGGCCUGUGUUUCUCCGGGCUUCGUGGUUGUUUCUUUAACAUUUUACAGUUCCUGCUUAAUGUAUUUCUCCUAACAUGAAUGGAUGGGGAAAAACGAAGUAUUUUUUUUUUCUUUUUCUUCUUUCCUGUAAGAAAAAAUUUGGUUUUGUGGUUAUUAAUGAAUAUUAAAAUGCUGAGUUGCUCCAAGAAUCCAUACAUGAGAGGUGACAUGUCUGAUGUGCCACCUCUGAGCCUACUGCAUUUGAAUCUGUAGACAGUUACCUUCCAAUGUCCUGUUCUAGCAAAAAAGUAUGUAAAAGAGAAGUAAAAAUAAAAAGAUUACAAUUCUGCAAUGACAGAGAUUGUUAGGGAUACCCAAUAUCUCCAAUUGACAAUCUGCUUUAUGGAAACAAAGUUAUCAAUAUAGCCAUGCUAAUUGUUCAUGUUAGUAAAGUUUGAUAAAAUGUGUUUAUUAAAAAUAUGCAAAACAGGAGGCAGAGGCAGGUGGAUCUGUGAAUUCAAGGCCAGCCUUGGUCUACAGAACAAGCUUCAAGACAUCCAGGGCAAUUAGUAAAUAAAUAAAUAAAAAAAUAAAUAAAUAAAAUUUGCAAAUAGCUUUCAUCCUAGCUCAGUGUCCAUCUUGUCUGAGGUCUUCAUGACACAUUGUAACUCUUAUUGCCAUGGGCUAGAGUAAUUUGCUAUUAAGACCUGAAUAAUUUGAAAGGCAAAACAUCCUCUCUUAAUUUGGAUUUCUCGAAGGGUUUAACAACAUAUUUAUCCAAAACUAUGAGUUUAAAGGACUUGGCUGCUCACUGGAGCCAUGUAGAAAUUAAAAAGCAAAACAAAACAAAACAAAAAAAAAACCCAAAAUGUGCCUGACCUUACCCCAGGAUACUCAUGAUAAGCUGGUGUAGGAUGCAGCCUCAAGGUGGAUUGACUGUUUUUUCUACGCUCCAUGUGGAAGGUUGAGAACUAUUGGCCUAAAGGUCUUCCUUCUCUAGAGCUUAGUUUUUUCAAGGGAUAUUUCUGGUUUGGUUUGGUUUGGUUAGGCUUGGUUUUCCCAAGGCAGUCUAGUUAUGUAGCCUGGGAGAUCUUGAGCCUCUGGAUCCAGACUGCCCAGUCUCCUGGGGCAGGACCCCAGUGGGGCUUUCAAGAUAACCUUUUGACAAUUGUUCAACAAAUGAUUUCACUCUACUUUUCUCUCUGUAAUUCUGUAAUUCUACUGUAACUAUAAAAUUAAAAGUAGUUUUGUUUUUCA